This is a messenger RNA of Striga hermonthica, 1123 nucleotides long. The record is from the annotation of a GenBank genome assembly. NCBI's taxonomy places the organism in Eukaryota, Viridiplantae, Streptophyta, Magnoliopsida, Lamiales, Orobanchaceae.
UCCAAUGCGAUCAUCGGAAGAACCGCUCUGUACAAACUCCGAGCUGCAGUUUCCAUCUUUCACUAUGCCCUUAAAUUCCCAACGACACGCGGCGAAGGAACACAUUACGGAGAUCAACGAGAAGCUCGAGAACUUAUCACUUUCAUACCGUUCGCCGGAGUCCACUCCACCACUUCGGUCACCGAAGGGAAUUCCUUGCCAUCAGCCACUUCGGGCGAUACACCUUAUGAGGAACCUAGUCGAGAAAUCUCUACUCCUUUAACCUCGGAUCCUCUGGCCGAAGACCAAGGCCGAAGACCCGAAAAAGACCCAAUCCUUGAAGAAGACGAAUUGGACCCAAGAGCUCAGUUCAAAGAAAAAAGAAAAAGUGAUCGAGCUGAACCCGGAGAAGACGUGGAGAUAAUUUAUGUUGACGAGCCGACACGUCAGAAGGAACCCGAUCACCAGACUCCUACUCAGGCCACAGUAGUCGCACAGUUUCGCGACUACCAUGCCGAGAAAUUCUCCGGGCAAGGAGAUCCCCGUAUCGUGGACGUGUGGAUUCAGGGCCUUGAGUUUAUCUUCGAGGUCAUGGAUUGUCCAGACAGAUAUCGCGUAGUAUGCGCUCAGCUUCAGCUAACCGGUGAUGCCCGGCUCUGGUGGAAUGCCUACUGGAGCAUGCGACCCGGUGAAAAGGAGGGUUGUACAUGGGAUAGGCUCAAGGAGCUGAUCCGCGAGAAGUACUACCCCAGCUAUUACAGAGCAGAGAUGGAGCGUCAGUUCUUAUCGCUCCAGCAGGGUACUCGGUCUGUUGACGAGUACGAGGAGUUCACCAGACUUGCAGGUUUUGUUCCGGACCUGGUUCGUACGGAGGCUCAGAGGGCACAUCGCUUCAUUGACGGGCUUUACCCAGCAGUCCGUCACAAUAUCGUAGGCCACGGGACACAGACGUAUGCUCAUGCAGUUGCCAUUGCCCAGGAGGUGGACGCCAGUAUCAGGAGGGAGGCCGUCCGUGAGCAGUCUCAGCCAUCUGCCCCUGCUCAGUCAUCUUCAGCUCCACUGUUGCCACUAGCCCUACCAGUUGCCCAGCCACCGAAGAACAACAAGAGAAAGGGAAAGGGCGCACAGACUGACAGAAGGACUC